CUUAAAUAGGCUCUGGAGCACUAAGGGAAACUCUCAGUCGGUGAGAUCCUGGACACAGCAGUGCACUCUGAGUUUCAUCCUCCAGCUGCUGUUCAUACAGUAGUCUAACAAACACCAACCGACUUCCAGCGGUACCAACGCCCGUCGUCCUCUCUCCUGCUCUGGUCCCUUCUUCUCUGCGCCACCAUGGCUCCGACCCUAAGCACAGCCUUUGCGCGCCGCUGGUGGAUGGCCGUGACCGCCAUCAUCGAGAACCUGCUCUUCUCCGCCGUGCUUCUCGGCUGGGGGUCUCUGCUAAUCAUGCUCAAGUCCGAGGGCUUCUACUCCUACAUGUGCAACGAUCCUGGAAACAGCUCGUCCUUGCUGAACCUCACCCUGCCCCCCCUGUCUGGUCCGGUCGGUGGCAAGCCGGAUGGCGAGGAUGAGAUCGACUACUAUGCCGACGAGGACGUGAGCCUGGCCCAGGGUCAGAGCGGCGUGGAGGUGCGUCCACUGCACCCGGAGGAGCCGAUGAUGCGCAUGAACGGCUGGCUGAUCUGCAAGGAGCAGGACGAGACGCUGAACAUGGCCUUCACCAUGGGCUCCUUUCUCCUCAGCGCCAUCACACUGCCGCUCGGCAUCGUCAUGGACAAGUACGGCCCGCGCAAUCUCAGGCUGCUGGGCAGUGCUUGCUUCUCUUUCUCCUGUCUGUUGAUUGCUUAUGGAGCCUACAAUCCAAACGAGCUCUCGGUGCUCAUCUUCAUUGCCCUGAUCUUCAAUGGGUUUGGAGGAAUGUGUUUGACCUUCACGUCUCUAACACUGCCCAACAUGUUUGGAGACCUGCGGUCCACAUUCAUCGCCCUGAUGAUUGGCUCGUACGCCUCCUCCGCCGUCACCUUCCCAGGUGUUAAGGUGGUCUAUGAUCUGGGAGUGCCAUUCAUCACCAUCCUGGUGGUGUGGGCAGCGUGUGCUGGACUCGUCUUUUUCAACUGCUUCUUCAACUGGCCCCUGGAACCAUUCCCUGGACCCGAGGACAUGGACUACACCGUGAAGAUCAAGUUCAGCUGGCUGGGUUUCGACCACAAGAUCACCGGAAAGCAGUUCUACCAGCAGGUCACCACGGUGGGCCGGCGCCUGAGUGUUGGGAACUCCGUCAAUCAGAAGGAGCUGUCCACCAAGGACGGAAACAAGCUCUGCCUGUCCACCAUGGACCUGGAGGUCCAGUGCAAACAAAAAGAAGAAUCCCAGUCGUUCCUGAAGAGUAUCACAACCCCUCUGUUCAUGCUGUCUCUGGUCACCAUGUGUGUGACUCAGCUCCGUCUCAUCUUCUACAUGGGAGCCAUGAACAACAUCCUGGAGUCCCUCAGCGGUGGAGACCUCAACACAGUGGAGAGGAUGGAGUUGGUGAGUCUAUACUCCUCCAUCUUUGGUGUGAUGCAGCUCUUGUGCCUCAUGACUACUCCGGUCAUUGGUCAGAUCAUGGACUGGAAGCUCAAAGACUGUGAGGAUGCGGACAGCGAUGAGAAGAAGGAACUCAACAAGGACCAGCCCCAGCCAAAGAAGCAGGACAAACAGAUCCAGAAGAUCACCAAUGCCAUGCGAGCCUUCAUCGUCACCAAUCUCCUCCUAGUGGGCUUCGGAAUCACCUGCCUCAUCCCUAACCUGCCUCUACAGAUGCUGUCUUUUGUCCUGCACACCAUCGUAAGAGGAUUCAUACAUUCAGCUACUGGCGGACUCUAUGCUGCUGUGUACCCCUCGUCCCAGUUUGGUAGUCUGACGGGGAUGCAGUCUCUGGUCAGCGCCCUGUUUGCACUGUUCCAACAGCCACUCUUCAUGGCCAUGAUGGGACCACUGGAGGGAGAUCCCACCUGGGUGGACGUUGGGCUGCUGGGCGUGAGCAUGCUUGGCUUCCUGCUGCCCCUCUACCUCAUCUUCUUCCGCAGACAGCUGGUAAAGGCAAGGAAGGAGAAGGACAACGAGGCCAAGAUCUACCUGAAGAUUAACGGAAACAGCAGUCCAGAAGCCUUUGUGUAGAACACAGCAAAAACGGAAGCGUAGAUAUGAGGAGUUAAAGGAAAAAAAGAGAAAAAGAAGGUGGAGAGGAGAGGAGAGCUAGAAAGAGAGUGAAGUUCUGCCGGUCACUUAUGGACUGUGCCAUGGAUUCCAGUCUCUUUGAGAACUUAAAGAGCUUCACCUUUCCAGUUAUUUAUUUCAGUGCCUUCUUAUCAGAUGAGAAUUUCAACUGAUGUCGUCCAAAUCUCUUGUUAUCACAUAACGUUUCGUCUUUCAACAUCUUAGGUGUAUAUUCUCAAUGUAACACAUUUUAACUAUGAAUUAUCGCAUAGACACUAUGAUAUUUCUGUAUACGGCAUUUUUGAGAUUAAAGAACCUUGACCAACACUGUGGUGCUCUUUUUAGAGACUGCUACAGUGUUUUGAUAUUGCUCACUAAACAUUAUUUAUGUUUAGCAAAUUAGCAGAGGAAGUGCUUGAUGAUAUUUACAGCAACAAGAGGGAUGGUCAGUUGAAUACGAUGUGCCCUGAUUUUACCCUAUAGAGGCCUGCAAAUCUACUUCAGGCCUACUUUAAAAGAUGAAUGUGAUUUGUCACAUUCAGAUAUGUAAAAGCCACAUUUAUGUAUUUAAUUUUGUAAAUAUUUUUUUAUGAUGAAAGUUGAUGCAGACACAAUAUUUAUACAUAAAAGUGGCUUUGCUUUGUGGAUGCUUUGUAUUUGAAUUGUUUUAUGCUUUUAUUUUAUAUUAAUUCUUUGGCUUUUAUGGGCCUACCAGUCAUAAACUCAGCACUUUUGACAUAAUGUCUUCAUCCCCUUUCUCUUGUCAUUUUAUAUUGUAGGGAAUAUUCUUUGUUUGGAAACUAUCAAUUUCAGUAUUUCUAACAUUCAUAUUUUUAAACCAUUUUAAAAGCAUUAUUGCUUAAUGUAUUUUACGUAACAUGUUAUGUGUUGACGGCUAUUGAUAGGUUAUGUGAAAAAGACUGAGUGGUUGAAAAUGAUGUUGGUACAAUGUCGGAGAGAAUGUUGUGAACUUGCUUGAACAGCACGGAGAAAAGGCAGAUAGGCCGCCCGUUUCAUUGCUUGUAAUUAAUAUUGCCUUAUUUUGUGUAUUUAUUUGAUUUCUCAUCAGAAUCAUAUUUUUGUGAAGUAUCUUUGCGGCCUUUUCUUUAUAACUUACUUUUUCCUCUGUCUUGUAGUAGACUUUGUAAAAGGUAUUUUUAUUUGUAUAGAGGCAUUAUUGUUAAGUGUGAGUAAUAAAUUAUUACUAUAAAAUA
Molecule: messenger RNA, 3266 nt
Organism: Alosa alosa (allis shad)
Lineage: Eukaryota; Metazoa; Chordata; Actinopteri; Clupeiformes; Clupeidae
Gene: slc43a2b
Product: solute carrier family 43 member 2b
Exons: 15
Coding region: 187-2013 (608 amino acids)
Biological process (GO): neutral amino acid transport; transmembrane transport
Molecular function (GO): neutral L-amino acid transmembrane transporter activity; L-amino acid transmembrane transporter activity
Source: RefSeq, a predicted model, not a curated record